AUGCGUGAGCAGGAGUUUGAUGUGACUGCAGUCUUGGGACGUGUUGGUAGAUUGAGUUUAUUUUUCCUUUUCAGCGCGCUAUCUGUGACUGAGGGAAAUACGCUGAGAUACCAAAUAAAUGAAGAGAGUGGAGCAGGUACUGUGAUUGGCAAUCUCGCUUGGGACUUAUCUUGGACUCCUACACCGGGCACUAAAACGAAUUUUCGGAUGAUGAAACAAUUUAAUGCCUCUUUUAUCAGGCUGAGAGAAAGCGACGGAGAGCUCAGUGUCGGGGAGCGCAUCGACAGAGAAAGAAUCUGCAAGCGCAAUCCACUCUGUCUGCUCACUUUUGAUGUUGUGAAUUUUUCCAAAGAACGCUUCAAACUAAUUCACGUCGAGGUCGAGGUAAAAGACAUAAAUGACAACUCUCCACAUUUCCCGCACACAGAAACAACCAUUGAAAUCUCCGAAAACGCAGCUGUGGGCUCCAGAUUCCCUUUGGAUGCAGCGGAGGACGCGGAUGUGGGCUCUAAUUACAUCCAAAGCUACCAGAUCUCUGUGAACAGCCACUUUACCAUUGAUGCGAUGACAAGAGCGGAUGGGGUUAAAUAUGCGGAGCUGGUACUAAUGAGGGAGCUCGACAGGGAGACCCAGUCCUCUCAUGUUCUGGAGCUUGUUGCAACAGACGGAGGGACCCCUUCUAGGUCGGGGGCCACAAAGGUAACCGUCAAAGUGAAUGACUUUAAUGACAACCAUCCAGUGUUCGACCAAAACAAUUUUGCAGUAGACUUGCCCGAGGACGCGCCUGUUGGGUACCUUAUACUGGAUUUAAACGCCGUGGACACUGACGAGGGAUUAAAUGGUGAAGUUGUGUACGCAUUCGGAAAACAGGUCUCUGCUGAGAUUCGCCAACUUUUUAAGGUGGACCGUAAAUCCGGACGCCUCACACUUGAAAGUCCCGUUGAUUACGAAGAACAAAAAACGUACGAGUUAGAUGUGCAGGCUACUGAUUUAGGAGCGAAUCCCACUCCCUCUGUGUGUAAAGUAAUAAUUCACGUCAAAGACGUGAACGACAAUGCCCCUGAAAUAACCAUCACUCCGAUGACUUCCACUACGGCAGGCAUCGCUUACAUCAGCGAGGCUGCUGAGCCAGACAGCUUUGUGGCGCUAAUCAGCACCUCGGACAGAGACUCGGGAGUGAACGGGCAGGUCCAGUGCACUCUCUAUGGCCAUGAUCAUUUCAAACUCCAAAGGGCGCACGAAGACAGCUACACGAUAGUGACAACGGCGGCUCUGGACCGAGAACGCAUCCCUGAGUAUAACUUAACAGUCGUGGCGGAGGACUUUGGUUCACCCCCAUUGAGAGCCAUUUCCCAGUACACUAUCAGGCUGACUGAUGAAAACGAUAACGCACCGCUGUUCAGCAAACCGUUUUAUGAAGUCUCCAUCGAGGAAAACAAUGCACCAGGUGCAUACAUCAUGACAGUGGUUGCCACAGAUGUGGACUUGGGGCGUAAUGCCAAAAUCACAUACAAGCUGCUGGACAGCCUGGUGAUGGGGUCAUUGGUGUCAACCUUUGUGUCCCUGGACCCAGCCACUGGCUCGGUGUACGCUCUGAGAAGUUUCAACUAUGAGGUCAUGAAACAGUUGGACAUCCGAAUCCAAGCCAGCGAUGGCGGCUGGCCCCAGCUCCACAGCACAGCGGCCAUCAGUCUAAAAAUAGGCGACCAGAACGACAACCCACCCUCUAUAAUUCAUCCCAUCCUGAAUAACGGCACUGCUGAGAUUCUGGUGCCGAGGGAUGCCCCGGCGGGUUACAUCGUCACCCAGAUGAAGGCCAGGGACGCCGACGAGGGCAAAAACGCAGAGCUCUCUUACAAGCUGACAACAGAGGGCGGGGGGGAUUUGGGCUUCUCAAUCAACAGGGCCACGGGCCAGAUCUACAUGCACCGCAAGCUCACCUUCGAGGUGGACGAGGUGCUGAAAGUCACGGUCAGCGUGAGUGACAAUGGCCAGCCCUCCCUGACCUCCAUGGCAACAGUGCACUUCAUCCUCACCGCCGGCGCUCCCCCCACUGACAACUUGUAUGCCAAAACGGGCGAGGACGAGCCUCAUGAAUGGGACAUGUCAAUUGUAAUUAUUGUGGUGUUAGCCAGCAGCUGCACAGUACUGUUACUCGCUAUUAUCUUAAUUACCACCAUUUGCAGCCGACACAAAAGAGAGAAGAGAGGAGCAGGAGGAGGAGGAGGACGAGGAAGAGGAGGAGGAGGAGGAGGAGGUGGGUUUCGUGACAAAGAAAACGUGCCUCGCCUGGAAAAGGGAGAGAGUAAUAUGGUCUCCCUCAUAUCAGAGCACCCUGGCAACAUGUUUGACGCACAGCCUUUCACAAACACAUCUGUGUUCAUCAACCCCACUGCUGCACCUGCAUCCGGUAAUGACAUGUGCCCAAGCAGCCCCAAGACUGUCAGAGAGAAAAGCCACGCGUUCAAUCCCAAAGGGAAGCCAAUCAACUGCAAGGUGGAGGGCUAUAGCACCUUGCCUGGCUAUGGAAAGGAAACCAUAAGACCGAUUACAAUAUGGAAGGGCAAUUCAAUGACAACCAUCUCAGCGAGGGACCCACAGAUCAGUGGAAAGGACAGUGGGAAAGGAGACAGUGACAUCAAUGACAGCGAUUCAGACAUCAGCGAUGGGAACAAAAAGGACUGCCAACCUGUUAAUGCACUCUGGGCCUGCACCAGCGAGUGCAAGAUCCUGGGCCACUCUGACAGAUGCUGGAGCCCCACCGCCACCAGGCCCAAUGGCAACCCAUCCAACAGACAUCUCUCAACAUUCGCCAAGACAGCCACGCUGCCCAGGGACAGUCUUCAGAGGGAGAGCCACCACCACCACCACCACCACCACCACGGCAACAAGGCUCAAACGACGCCCAAGACAAGCUCUCCCUACGGCCUGCAUGAAAAAGUUCCGCACAGGAAAUUCGAGUACAUACUCGUGUGCUCGUCGCAGCCGGAGAAGAUCCCGGAAUCGGAGGAGGUGGCCAUUCCAUUGUACACACAUUCCACAAAGACAUUUUCGACAGAUGAUGACGAUGAGGACGAUGAUAGCUUUUCGAAAUCAUGA
Molecule: messenger RNA, 3099 nt
Organism: Engraulis encrasicolus (European anchovy)
Lineage: Eukaryota; Metazoa; Chordata; Actinopteri; Clupeiformes; Engraulidae
Gene: pcdh8.2
Product: protocadherin-8
Exons: 5
Coding region: 1-3099 (1032 amino acids)
Biological process (GO): homophilic cell-cell adhesion
Cellular component (GO): plasma membrane
Molecular function (GO): calcium ion binding
Source: RefSeq, a predicted model, not a curated record